Messenger RNA from Megalobrama amblycephala (Wuchang bream), 2329 nucleotides. RefSeq names its product tetraspanin 15 (gene tspan15). Lineage: Eukaryota; Metazoa; Chordata; Actinopteri; Cypriniformes; Xenocyprididae. Gene Ontology annotation, cellular component: membrane. The transcript is spliced from 8 exons. The coding region runs from base 146 to 1030 and encodes 294 amino acids. The record is from RefSeq and is a predicted model, not a curated record.
AAGCACCCAUCAAUCAAAAUAUUGUAAUUCUAGUCGGCGUGAGUGAUAAUGGAUCGCGUGCUCUGCUCACUCAGGUAGACGAUACAAACAAACCAGGAAGUGUUUACGGGAACGUUUUAUACGUUUUUUUUAAUACGGUUUUAACAUGUCAAAUGAAGUCCGAUAUUGCGAUAGGUGCUCGUACAUCUUUCUCAAGUUCUCGUUAAUCGUAUAUGCAACAAUUUUCUGGUUGAUAGGGGGCUUUAUUUUGGCCAUCGGCAUCUAUGCAGAGGUGGAGAGGCAACGGUACAAAACGCUGGAAGGAGUGUUCCUGGCUCCCGCCAUUAUCCUCAUUGUGCUCGGUGUGAUCAUGUUCAUCGUCUCCUUCAUCGGGGUUCUGGCGUCUCUCAGAGACAACUUGUGCCUUCUCAAAGUGUUUCUUUACAUGCUGGCUCUUUGUCUCAUUUUGGAGCUUGUCGGUGGGAUUGUUGCUCUGAUCUUUAGGACCCAGACAGUGGACCUGCUCAACAAAAACAUUCGUAAAGGCAUGGUGAAUUACUAUGAUGACCUUGAUUUCAAAAACAUCAUGGACUUUGUUCAGAGUACGUUCAAGUGUUGUGGGGGAAAGGAGUACUCGGACUGGCAGGUGAACAUGUAUCAUAAUUGCUCUGCUCCUGGUCCACUAGCGUGUGGAGUGCCAUACACCUGCUGUAUUGUCAAGCCUUCUGAAGUUGUUAAUACGAUGUGUGGAUACAAGACCCUGGGUAAAGAGAGGCUAGAAAAUAUAGAUGCCAUCUACAUCCGUGGUUGCACCGAUGCAGUUUUUAUUUGGUUCAUGGACAACUAUACAAUCAUGGCUGGACUUCUUCUGGGCAUCCUAUUACCUCAGUUUUUUGGAGUGAUCUUUACCUGGCUUUAUAUCACCCGUGUGGAAGAUGCCAUUGAGGAGUAUGGUCACUAUAUGGAUGGUCUGCUGGACGACGGACCCCAGGGGAAGAAACGCCAAAGCAAGCUGGCCAAAUGCUGCAGAUGCAUGCCUUUGAUCGACUGAGUGAAAACUCCUAAAAGAAAGCCUUAUAUUGGAUACUACGUAGAUAAAAGGAUUUCUGCAGGUAUUGUCACCUGCUGUGGAUGAAAAUAACUAUUUGUAGCUCUCUCUCUCUCUGCAAAACACAACUGUGCUGUUACUGUUGUAAUAUCAGCCACAGAUACUGAUGCAAGUCAUUUUUGUACUGUCAAUAUUGUUUUCACAGUUACACUCAGGAUUCAUUAUUUUAUCUGUCAGCUGAAAAUGGGUAGUUUAUGUGUCAAAAUGAACUGAUGCUUCCGUGUCAGAUUUUUUUUCUACUAAAUCACACAGAAGAUGCCUUGUAUUUACAUCAGGUCCACUGAGUCAGAAUACCUUUAACUUUCAUGCAGUUUAGCUUUGUUUAACAGGGAAACUGAUUAGACAAUUGGCACCCUGUCAGUCUCAGGUGAUAAAGUGCAAGGUUUCUUUUUUCCAGUGCAACAGUGUGCUUCCCUUAAGAGAACUUCUAUAAAUCUACAGCUGCAUUCGUCAUAAUAAAAAUGCUGCCUCUUUUGUGUGUCUUAAGAUGAAACGGUAUAAAUUCUGACCAUAAAAUUUCCACACUAAAAUGCUUUGUAAAUCCAAUCCCUUAGUGGCCACCAUAUUGUGUUUGGUGUUUUUUUUUUAUUUAUUUUUUUAUUAUUAUUAUGAAAUAUUACUUCACAUUGAGCGAUUCAUAAAGAUACUCAUUAUGAUCUGAUUAUUUUGUAAUCUACGAAUCUGGGAGUUUUCAUUACCAUCUUUUAUAUGUUGUGCUUCUCAUAAUAAUUUUUCUUUUUCAAGUUCAACAUAUUUCUAUCAGAGCAUCACGUGUACAUCUUUGGGUAUAUCUUCUUUCUUUUUUUUUAAACUGUGCCAAAGUAGCUUUUAUAUCCUCUAUUCUGUCUCUCUUUUUCGUAUAAACAUAAAAUCCAAGUAAACUGUAUAUUUUGACCUGUUUUUAUGAUAAAUACAUAAGAUGGUUGUUCCUUGUCAUUAAAUCACAGGGGAAUCAUCAGAUGACAUAUUUAAAGUUUCUACAGUUUUUAUGUAAAUUUAAACCAUAUAUUCCAUUUGUUUAAGUGUCAUUCAAUGAAAAAUAAUUGCAAACAAACAGGUUGAUGUGAGUAACAUUAAGCCUUAACAUUACUCUAGCCUUAACAUCUAUUCUUUCUUUUUUUUGUUCCUUGACCUGAUGUCUUUUGUGUGAUUUCUCUAUGUAUUGACUUGACUGUUAAAGCUCGAGUAUUGCCCUGAACAGUGAGUGUCCUGCUGAAUGAAUGAAUAAAUGAUGUUUACAGA